Messenger RNA from Equus quagga, 2671 nucleotides. RefSeq names its product Rieske Fe-S domain containing (gene RFESD). Gene Ontology annotation, molecular function: 2 iron, 2 sulfur cluster binding. The transcript has 4 exons. Lineage: Eukaryota; Metazoa; Chordata; Mammalia; Perissodactyla; Equidae. The coding region runs from base 1377 to 1850 and encodes 157 amino acids. The record is from RefSeq and is a predicted model, not a curated record.
UAUUCUGGCCGCGGGGUUGGGCGGCCAGCGCGGCACGGGGCGGGGCUCGUAGGGCCGCUGCUUCCGGCCGGGCAGCAGGCCGGGGCUCGGGCUUCCGGCGGCGACGCCGGCCGCUUGGAGCUGUGGCUUUUGCUCCUGGCUCUGCUACCCCGGCGCCGUGUUCAUUAAUCGUUAACCCGCGGGCAGGCUGCUGCCCAGUCACAGACGCCCACGGGGCUCGGUCACCUUGGAGGGCGGAGGGGCAGGCGAGUGCUCUCUGACAGCGGCGCGGGCGUUCGCGCGCCCGAGAGCGUAAGCCCCGCCCCGGCGUCCCGCGGCCCCGCCGGCCUCGCUGCGCGUCUCCCGGAGGCCGCGGGAGGGACGGCCCUGCGCGUGCGCACGCCUCGCUCCCGCGGGCCUGGGGCUCUCGAGCGCCGCCCCGUGUGACCGCGGCCCGGCUUCACUCGGAUAUUAAAUAGAGCUUGAAGUCGUGUCAGAGCUCGAGGACCGUGGCGGUGCCACUAACAGGGCUGAGCCUUCCGCCAGGUCGCGUCCGCUCCAGACACUAGACGUGUGGGCCGCCUUCCCCCCUGCACGGCGCCGUUCGGCCGCCUCCCUCACGGGCGCGCCGGCGGCCCCAAAUCCCGCCUGCCCGGGGGGCCGCACCCGGGGAGCACCCCCUGCUGACCACGGAGCUCUAAGACCGCCCCCGAGGGGAGCGGGUUCUACAGCAGCCGCGUGACUUCCUUAACUUCUCAGGGAAGUAGUCCGUUUGAAACGUUGGUUGACGCGACUCUUGCAAGUUAGCGUCCCUAAAUUUAAAAAAAUUCAGAACCAUCAUCUUUGCUGAUACAUAUAUGGUGAUAUAUAUAUGUAGUGAUAUACACGCACACAUAUAUACACACAGAUGUCUUUAAUCUGCUAAAAGGUUUUGCACCUUCAAGAUAGUGUACUUGCAGCCCACGUGUUUUUCUAAAUCCGUGGCUCUGCUUAGAUGCAGCGUUAAGAUUUCUAUAUCAAUGUCCACAAAACUUAGACUCAUAAGAUCUGGGUUUGAAUCUUGAGCGCUACGGAGAAGUUUGGGUAAGCUUUUGUUAAAGAAGGUCCUUUCCCUUUAGUUUCCUCAUCAGGAAAAUUGGUAUGAUCCUUACCCCUUGGCGGUUUUGUGACCAUUAAAGAACUCAUACACGCAGAGGGCGUAAGGAGUGACACCGAAGGAUAUCUGAUUUUAUCUGUUAUUCUGCCAUCCAAAGAGAUACAAAACGACUGUCUAAGGCAUUUCUCUUCCCUGAACCUAAAAGCAAGGAUGUCACCCUGGAGCUGUGCAUUCUGAUGAUGUGGCCAAGUCCCCAGACUUAAUGAAAGCCCCUUAGUCAGUGCUCAAGAGGAGGAACAACAUGGAUCUUGAUGACUCUGAACAAGAUCCUGAAAUAAAGGAAUAUUCUUCUGUCUGUGUUGGCAGAGAAGAUGACAUUAAAAAAUCUGAAAGAAUGACAGCUGUUGUCCAUGAUAGAGAAGUGGUCAUUUUCUACCACAAAGGAGAAUAUCAUGCUAUGGAUAUUCGCUGUUACCACUCAGGAGGACCUUUGCAUUUGGGAGAAAUAGAGGAUUUUGAUGGACGACCAUGUAUAGUUUGCCCCUGGCAUAAAUACAAAAUUACUUUGGCAACAGGAGAAGGACUAUAUCAGUCUAUAAACCCUAAAGAUCCAUCAGCAAAACCCGAGUGGUGCUCCAAAGGAAUAAAACAAAGGAUUCAUAAAGUGACAGUGGACAAUGGGAAUAUUUAUGUGACUCUUUCUAAAGAACCUUUUAAGUGUGACUCUGAUUUUUAUGCCACUGGAGACUUCAAAGUAAUUAAGAGUUCCUCCUGAUAAAAUUACAUGGCAAUGAAAAAUGUGUAUGUUUUGAAAAUAUUUUUAGACUAACCUUGCUUCAAUACCAAAGAUGAUUAAUUUUUUCAACAUAGGCACAUUUAUUACUUUUCCUCAAAAAUCCUAUAAGCACAUGUACUUAGUAUGAUGUAAGGAUUACCAUCAGGAUCUAUAGAAUACAUGUCAUCAAAUCCUCUGGAUUGAUUAGAACCUGAAGGUGAUGGGUGUGGAAUGUGCAUUUUAAGAAGGAUGAAAAUAAUUUUGAGUAACCAAAAUGAAGAAAAGGUAAUAAAUAAGAUCUAAGAAAAGUUUUUGGGGGAAAAUCCCUAUUUGAUAUAGCAGACUUUAUCACAGAAAAGUUUUAAUAUAUACAAAGUCAAAUAAUAAACUCUCAUCACCCCACUUCAACACUUAUCCCCAGUCUUUCAUUCUGGUUCCGUUGAUACUUCCACGCAUUCCACGCCUCCCCUAUCUAAUUGUUAUUCUAACUUUUUUUUAGGUAAACUUUAAAUACACUGAAAUGCUUAAGUCUUGACUGUUCAGUUUUUCCAAAUGUACAGCAGACUUUUUACACUUAAAAAAUGCCUCCAAAAAUGGAAUCAAUUUACAUGCUGAAUAUAAAAAUAAACUUAUCAAUGUGCUGGACAUCAAAACCAAAUAAACCUUGGUUCAGUUUGUCUCCAGUCAAGACAGACAGUCUCAAAGUAAGGAAAACACAGCUGCUGCCCAGCCAUGAGAGACGUGAAGUCUCCUAUUUAGUGAGCCAAAGUACUCUGCAUGCCUGUAUGAAAUUUUCGAAUAAAGGGUUUUUUAUAUUUAGA